This is a messenger RNA of Sitodiplosis mosellana (orange wheat blossom midge), 1922 nucleotides long. RefSeq lists its product as uncharacterized. The transcript has 3 exons. Bases 270 to 1052 code for a protein of 260 amino acids. The record is from RefSeq and is a predicted model, not a curated record. Lineage: Eukaryota; Metazoa; Arthropoda; Insecta; Diptera; Cecidomyiidae.
CUGAUCUUCAGUUGUAAUCGGUCAAACACAAGUGCAACACAUAUCUUCACCUGUAGAGAUUUGUUUGUUUGCUUGUAGCAAAUUCGUUCGCUGUUAUUAUUGCCUCGUUUUGUGGUGUGUCUUCAUCAGUUUUUCGUUCGUCGAAUUACUGUCAACUCAAUAAUAAAGGAAUAUACUCUGUGUGGAUUUUGUGGUGAUAAAUUUCGGAUUACGUCCUCAAACCCUGAAAGCAACGGAACAACAACAACAACAACAAAAAUAAUAACAAAAUGUUGAAAAUGUUGAGUCGAGUGUCGGUGGAAUUAGUUGUUUUUGUGGCCAUUAUCACAUCUAUAGUGUCAGCUGCUUCGGCAACAGAAGAUAGCUGGCUGGGUCCAGAAUUCAGUGUUUUACAAAAAGUGUACGAUGAUUGUUUGAACAGAGAUGAUUUCACUGGAUGUUUAAAGGGUCGUGCUCUAGUCGCUUUGGACAAAGCUAUUAACCAGGAUUCAAUUUCGGUUGUUGAUGGCAUUUUUAUGGAAAAACAAAAUGAGACAGACGUUGAGAAGACACCCGAAUUUGCUGAUGCCCGUGUUCUAAAUGACCUAACUGGCAUCGAUCGUCAGCUCAUGGAGAAAAUCAGCACAUUCUUGCGUACACACGUAUUGAAAGUUGAUUUGAGCGAAGAGCGUGGUGGCGGUGGUUUUGGUGGCAGCAAAGGUGGACUCGGUGGCGGUGGCAUCGGAAACAAAAACAAACUUAAACCGAAAAAAGCAAGCCGUUACAUUAUUGCUGCCCUAUUAGCCGCAAUUGGUAUUGCCGGUCCAUUAGGUCUAAAAGCAAUCGCUGUCAUUGCUGCCAAAGCACUUCUAAUCAGCAAAAUUGCACUCACAAUUGCUAGUAUAAUCGCAUUGAAAAAGAUUUAUUCAAGCGACGCUCCUCGCGAAACACAAGUUCAAGUGUUUGCCAACGAUCAUCGGCGAAUCGGUCGUCCAGCUCGUUAUCGAUCACCUAUAACCAAAUCCACGGAACCAUACCGACACUAUUCUGACUAUUCUUCACGACGCCACUAAAAAAAAAACACCAAAAACCACAAUCAUAAUCCAAAAAUCGAUCCAAAUCACGCACAGCACACGCUUGAAUCAUAUUCCAUCCACCAAAAAUUAAACAAAAAAAUAACAAUACAUACAACAUCACUAACGAUUAUACAUCAACAAUUAAUACACAAAUCCUCGAUUAAUCCAACCCACCCACAUCUAUACCGAACAAAAUGAAAACAGUUGAGUAAUACGAUUGAAAUGACAUUUUUUCUUCAAUUUUUGAUGAAUGACACGAAUUUUGUGCUAGAUUUAGGAGAAACACUUAUUUUUUACACUUAAAAACCUGUUUGGCAAGCCUUUGGAUUUAAAGUUGUUGUUUUUUCUGUAGUGAGAGAAAGAUAGAGAGAGAGCGAGAAAUGAAGAAAGAAAGUUAAAUAACUAGUGACAUUCAUUUAACAUAAUUUAUUUAUUUAUUUUUUAUUUUGUAAAUUGUUAAUUAACCAAGUACCAAGAAAUAAUACUAUACUCCAUACCUCUGAAAUGCGACGGAUCAAGGGAGAAAAGGGCUUCAUUUUUGAAAGUGUGACGCUCCGAAUAGCGACUCGUUCACACUUUCAAUCGGUAGUUUUGUACAGAUAGAGAAAGUGAGAAAGAGUAGUGUCGUAGGAAAUAUCAAAUCGAAGUAGUUAGAAUUUACCAUUUAAUUGUACUUAUUGAACUAAUUCGACUAAUCAAAAUAGCAAAAUGUGAGAGAGCUUGGCAAAUCUGAAAACGAAACAUUUUCGAUUACCACAAAAAUCCCUUUUUUUCUGAAAUAAAGACUUUUUUUUGUUUUAUGACUGGAAACAAAUUGAUUUGGCAUUUUUUUCUCAUUUGGAUCAUCCAAAAGCAAAAAAACGAGUU